CUUGGCAUACAGAGUAUAUAAGCCUUGUGAGAUCGGUGUCUGAUGCGGCUUCACAUAGUCUUCUCUUCUUGACCAUCCAAACCUCCACACAAACCGUCUCGAGAUGGCACCAAAGAAGGCAAAGAGGAGGCAGGCAGCAGGCGAGGGCGGCUCCUCCAACGUCUUCUCUAUGUUUGAGCAGAGCCAGAUCCAGGAGUACAAGGAGGCUUUCACAAUCAUUGACCAGAACAGAGACGGUAUCAUCAGCAAGGAUGAUCUGAGGGACGUGUUGGCCUCAAUGGGCCAGUUGAACGUGAAGAACGAGGAGCUGGAGGCUAUGGUAAAGGAAGCCAGCGGCCCCAUCAACUUCACAGUCUUCCUUACCAUGUUCGGAGAGAAGCUGAAGGGUGCUGACCCCGAAGACGUUAUUGUUUCCGCCUUCAAGGUCCUCGACCCCGAGGCAACCGGAUUCAUCAAGAAGGAAUUCCUUGAGGAACUCCUGACCACUCAGUGCGACAGGUUUACCGCAGAGGAGAUGAAGAACCUGUGGGCCGCCUUCCCCCCAGAUGUGGCUGGCAACGUUGACUACAAGAACAUCUGCUACGUCAUCACACACGGAGAGGAGAAGGAGGAGUAAAGAAAACAAGUUUGGAGAAUAGAAAAACAGCAUCCCUCGCCAUUCUGCCAUCGUGAUCCUCACAUCCUCCCCUGUCCGGCUUUUAAAACCUUCCAUCCUUCCUACCUUUCAUGUGCUCACGUGCUCCGGCUCUCAGGCUCACACAUUUGCUCAAAAGACUUAUGUGAGAGAGACAGCAAUCGUGAGAAGUCUAUGUUUGUUUAUGGGGAAAUGGGAUUAUUUGCAAUAAAAAUGAUCUUGUAACAUUA
Messenger RNA from Hypomesus transpacificus, 864 nucleotides. RefSeq names its product myosin light chain, phosphorylatable, fast skeletal muscle a (gene mylpfa). The record is from RefSeq and is a predicted model, not a curated record. Gene Ontology annotation, cellular component: cytoplasm. Gene Ontology annotation, molecular function: calcium ion binding. Gene Ontology annotation, biological process: skeletal muscle tissue development. NCBI's taxonomy places the organism in Eukaryota, Metazoa, Chordata, Actinopteri, Osmeriformes, Osmeridae. The transcript has 7 exons. The coding region runs from base 104 to 616 and encodes 170 amino acids.